Messenger RNA from Zasmidium cellare ATCC 36951, 1098 nucleotides. RefSeq lists its product as uncharacterized. The coding region runs from base 1 to 1098 and encodes 365 amino acids. The transcript is spliced from 2 exons. The record is from RefSeq and is a predicted model, not a curated record. Lineage: Eukaryota; Fungi; Ascomycota; Dothideomycetes; Mycosphaerellales; Mycosphaerellaceae.
AUGCAACCUCUCCCGCACGCUCACCCCACUCCCUGCGCCGGCAACCCGCCCACCACCACCCGCCGCCUCGUCUCCACCCCUCUACCGACGGCAACCUCCGAUUACGCAGCAGCGACACGGCAAGGAUCGAGGAAGCGCCGAGCAACCGAGGCCGACAUUGACUCGACCACAAGCAGAGAAGUGCGGCGCCCACACCAGAGGCGGAAGAUGGACCACGAGGACACUCCACCGCCGCCACGGAAGAGACUUGCGAGGGAGAAAGGACGUUCUGACGAUGAUGAAGAUCGAGAUAUCCAGGACAAAGACCUGAAGUCGGAGGAUGUGAAGCAAGAGGAUCUCAAAUCUGAAGAUUUCAAGGCUGAAGAUGUCAAGCAAGAGGAUGCCAAGCAUGAGGAUGUCACGCAUGAGGAUGCCAAGCAUGAGGAUGUCACGCAUGAGGGCGUCAGGCGUGAGGACACCAAGGAUCAGGACAUCAAGAAUGAAGACGUCAAAGAUGAAGAUGGCAAGGACAAGCAUGCCAAAGAUCGGCGUGUCAAGGACGAGGGUGUCAAGAACGAGCCUGUCAAGAAGCAUAUCAAGAGCGAGCAUGUCGAGAAGCAUGCCAAGGACAAGCAUACCACGGACGGACAUGCCAAGACUGAGCGUGUCAACAACGAGUAUCUCGAGGGAGGAGUCGGCAUUGGAGCUCACGACAUGCAUCAGCUUGGGCCCGAGCACCAGAAGAUUCUGAGAAAGGCGAAGAAUCUCGCAGAUGAACUCAUGGCAAUGGCCGCGACGAGCUAUGAGGAGUUCGACUUUCCAAUGCCAACGUUCGAGCUGAUGCAACUGCGUAUAAGCUACCACUGCUACAAGAAAGAGGCCCUCCGAGCGCAGAAGGUCAGAGAUGCGCAAUGGAAGGCCUACAAGCUGGCGAGGAAGAUGAAAGCUUCUUCAAGUGCCAACGGUCAUACCCUGAAGUCGGAGGAGGAGGCUUUCGCAGCGAUUGAGCAUGCGGCUCAUCUGCAAGGCUACGAGGUUGAGAGAUUGGUGGACGAGGUCAAGAAGUCGGAGAAGGAGAUGAUCAUCGUCUACCUCCAGAUUGCGUCUGAGUACAUGUAG